Molecule: messenger RNA, 435 nt
Organism: Erythranthe guttata (spotted monkey flower)
Lineage: Eukaryota; Viridiplantae; Streptophyta; Magnoliopsida; Lamiales; Phrymaceae
Source: RefSeq, a predicted model, not a curated record
AUGAGGAUUCUUGAGUUUCAGACAUCUUUCAAUGUGUUUGACAAAGAUGGAGAUGGGUGCAUAAAUAUAGAAGAACUGGGUAUAGUGAUGAGGUCUUUGGAUCAAAAUCCAAGUGAGAAAGAGCUCCGCGACAUGAUCAACGAGGUCGACUCCGACGGAAACGGGACCAUAGAUUUCGAUGAAUUCUUGAACCUCAUGACUGCCAAGGAAAAGAAAAUUGAUGCAGACAAUGAGCUCAAAGAAGCUUUCAAAGUUUUUGAUAAAGAUCAGAAUGGUUAUAUAUCAGCUAAUGAGCUUCGGCAGACGAUGAUUAAUUUAGGGGAGAAAUUAACAGUUGAAGAGGUGGAACAGAUGGUUAGAGAGGCUGAUUUGGAUGGUGAUGGACAAAUUAGUUUUGAUGAAUUUGUCAAGACCAUGGCCACUGCUACUAAUUAG